GCGCGCUCGGGCCCGGGCGGAGGCGGAGGGGCCACGCUCCUCCCUGGCCGCCCCCGCCAUGGCCGACAACGAGAAGCUGGACAACCAGCGCCUCAAGAACUUCAAGAACAAAGGCCGCGACCUGGAGACUAUGAGAAGACAAAGAAAUGAAGUUGUUGUGGAGUUGAGAAAGAACAAAAGAGAUGAGCAUCUCCUAAAGAGAAGGAAUGUUCCUCAUGAAGAUAUCUGUGAAGAUUCUGAUGCAGAUGGGGACUUUAGAGUGCAAAACACUUCUUUGGAAGCAAUAGUACAGAAUGCUUCAAGUGACAACCAGGGUAUUCAGUUAAGUGCUGUGCAGGCAGCAAGGAAGCUGCUGUCCAGUGACCGCAAUCCACCCAUUGACGACCUAAUAAAAUCAGGAAUAUUACCAAUCCUAGUGCACUGCCUUGAAAGAGAUGACAAUCCUUCCUUACAGUUUGAAGCUGCGUGGGCUCUGACAAACAUUGCCUCUGGAACCUCAGAACAAACCCAGGCUGUAGUUCAAUCCAAUGCUGUGCCACUCUUCCUGAGACUGCUGCAUUCACCUCAUCAAAAUGUUUGUGAGCAAGCAGUGUGGGCUUUAGGAAAUAUCAUAGGUGAUGGACCCCAGUGUAGAGAUUAUGUCAUUAGCCUUGGAGUAGUGAAGCCACUGCUGUCCUUCAUCAGCCCCUCCAUCCCCAUCACCUUCCUCAGGAAUGUCACCUGGGUCAUGGUCAACCUGUGCCGCCACAAAGACCCCCCGCCCCCGAUGGAGACCAUCCAGGAGAUCCUGCCAGCACUCUGUGUUCUAAUUCACCACACAGAUGUAAAUAUUUUGGUGGACACAGUCUGGGCUCUCUCCUAUCUCACGGACGCUGGCAACGAGCAGAUCCAGAUGGUGAUAGACUCUGGAAUUGUCCCUCACUUGGUUCCUCUCCUCAGCCACCAGGAAGUCAAAGUCCAGACAGCUGCACUCAGAGCUGUGGGGAACAUUGUCACUGGCACCGAUGAGCAGACACAGGUUGUCCUCAACUGUGAAGCUCUCUCACAUUUCCCAGCACUUCUGACACAUCCCAAAGAAAAAAUUAAUAAGGAAGCAGUGUGGUUCCUAUCUAACAUCACUGCAGGAAACCAGCAGCAAGUUCAGGCAGUAAUAGAUGCAAACCUUGUUCCAAUGAUAAUCCAUCUUCUAGAUAAGGGGGAUUUUGGGACUCAGAAAGAAGCUGCUUGGGCAAUAAGCAACUUAACAAUCAGUGGGAGAAAAGACCAGGUGGCUUACUUAAUUCAACAAAAUGUAAUUCCUCCCUUUUGCAAUUUGCUGACAGUAAAAGAUGCACAAGUUGUGCAAGUGGUUCUGGAUGGACUAAGUAAUAUUUUAAAAAUGGCUGAAGAGGAAGCAGAAACCAUAGCCAACCUUAUAGAGGAGUGUGGAGGCCUGGAGAAAAUUGAACAACUACAAAACCAUGAAAAUGAAGACAUCUACAAACUGGCUUAUGAGAUCAUUGAUCAGUUCUUCUCUUCAGAUGAUAUUGAUGAAGAUCCAAGCCUCGUUCCGGAAGCGAUCCAAGGCGGAACGUUUGGUUUCAAUUCAUCUGCCAACGUACCAGCAGAAGGGUUCCAGUUUUAGAGUGGUAUUUUGGAAGUUUAGGUCCAAUGCAGCACUGAAUAAAAAAAAAAAAAAAGGUUUGAUCCAUCAA
Molecule: messenger RNA, 1694 nt
Organism: Catharus ustulatus (Swainson's thrush)
Lineage: Eukaryota; Metazoa; Chordata; Aves; Passeriformes; Turdidae
Gene: KPNA4
Product: karyopherin subunit alpha 4
Exons: 17
Coding region: 59-1624 (521 amino acids)
Biological process (GO): NLS-bearing protein import into nucleus
Cellular component (GO): nucleus; nucleoplasm; cytoplasm
Molecular function (GO): nuclear import signal receptor activity; protein binding
Source: RefSeq, a predicted model, not a curated record